Vespula vulgaris is the source of this 1562-nucleotide messenger RNA. RefSeq names its product sideroflexin-1 (gene Sfxn1-3). Gene Ontology annotation, biological process: serine import into mitochondrion; monoatomic ion transport. The record is from RefSeq and is a predicted model, not a curated record. The coding region runs from base 311 to 1279 and encodes 322 amino acids. Gene Ontology annotation, molecular function: monoatomic ion transmembrane transporter activity. The transcript has 4 exons. Gene Ontology annotation, cellular component: mitochondrial inner membrane. NCBI's taxonomy places the organism in Eukaryota, Metazoa, Arthropoda, Insecta, Hymenoptera, Vespidae.
AAGACAGCAGGACGAGAGAAGUGUUCCAGUCGGUGGUCGACCGCGUUCGAUUAGAUCAGUACCGUCUAUUUUGUUCGGCUUUAUGACGCGUUUAAUAUAUUUUUUCUCUAGAGACGUCAAGGUCACGAACAUACAUUACAAAGAGACGGUUUCUAGCUGAUUUCUUAUUUGUUAAACGUAAGAAACGAAAAAGAAAUAAAAGUUAAGAAAGAGAGAGAGAAAGGAGAGACCCAUUGUGGGGAUAACAAUAUCAAAACAGGUAGAGCAAGAGGUGCGGCAAGGAAUAUCUAAAUAUAAACAAAGGAUCAAAAUGUCGAACGAAAAUAGAAUCGAUAUUGAAAAACCGUACUGGGAUCAAAAUACUUUUCGUGGAAGGGCUUUGCACUUUCUAACAGUCACCAAUCCUUUGAAUGUUUUCGCACCUAACAAAGCACUCGAGCAUGCUCGAAAUAUCGUCACGAAAUACAGGAACGGAGAAACCCUCGCGAAAUUAGGAAUCAACGAAGAAGAGCUAUGGAAACAAAAAUAUUUGUUCGACAGUGCUUAUCACCCGGAUACCGGUGAAAAAAUGAUCAUAAUUGGUCGUAUGAGCGCCCAAGUGCCAAUGAACAUGACCAUAACCGGUUUGAUGAUGACAUUUUACAAAUCAACACCAGCCGUGAUAUUUUGGCAAUGGUUUAACCAAUCGUUCAAUGCCAUAGUAAACUAUACGAAUCGAAGUGGUAAGACUCCGAUUCCAAAGGAAACAUUAAUUCAAAGUUAUAUUGGCGCAACUGGAGGCGCAGUGAUAACGGCUUUAAGUUUGAACAGACUCGCACGACAUGGCCCGGCCUUGGUCGGUCGUCUGGUUCCAUUGGCGGCUGUGGCUGCGGCGAAUUGCGUUAACAUUCCAUUAAUGAGAAUUACCGAACUUCAAAAUGGUAUUGAGUUACAGAAUGAGUCCGGCAUAGAGGUCGGCAAAAGCAAGUCAGCGGCUCAAAAGGCGAUCGCAACCGUCACGCUAUCGCGUAUUCUUAUGGCUUCGCCCAGUAUGGUACUCUCGCCUAUCAUAAUGAACUACAUAGAGAAACGAAAUAUAUUACAAAAAGUUAAAUGGGCUUCUGCACCGAUUCAAGUCAUUAUUUGCGGAAUUUGUUUAACGUUUGCCACACCACUCUGUUGUGCUCUUUUCGUUCAACGAGUACCAAUCAGUGUGGACAAGCUGGAACCCGAAGUCCAAGAAGAGAUACGAUCUCGAGAUCCUGACGUUCAAACGGUCUACUAUAAUAAAGGCCUGUAAUUAGGAAUUCAAAGAAUCGCUUCGGAUGAGUACACACUGUCUUAAUUAAGGAAACAUCAAAUCAAAAGUAACACAAUAAUACGUAACUGAUUAAAUAACUAAUCAUUAGCCAUCUCUGGAAGUGAAGGGAUUGUACAAAAGUUUAUACUGUCAGUUAUGCAUAUACAUUCCAAAAACAUUCCAUGUAAAAGUAUUAAUUAUUAACUCGAUCAUCGAUCUCUAAUUUUCGAAUUAUCUAAGUUCAAAGAAAUAACAAAGACAAUAAAGAGAAGACUUCAAUAAA